Molecule: messenger RNA, 5199 nt
Organism: Falco peregrinus (peregrine falcon)
Lineage: Eukaryota; Metazoa; Chordata; Aves; Falconiformes; Falconidae
Gene: SLC6A20
Product: solute carrier family 6 member 20
Exons: 12
Coding region: 2521-4152 (543 amino acids)
Biological process (GO): sodium ion transmembrane transport
Cellular component (GO): plasma membrane
Molecular function (GO): L-proline transmembrane transporter activity
Source: RefSeq, a predicted model, not a curated record
AUGCUCAAAGCCAUACCACGUCAAACAGCUGUAAAAAAGCGUACUAGUAGCAGGGCUGGGGGAAAGACUGGGGGGGGGGUGUGUGUUACAGAAACUGGCAUUUAACAGUGCUUGUCUCAGGAGCUGCUUGAACUGAAAUGGAUCUUUUUUCCCCUUUCUUUCUCAUAUGGGCAAAGCUGUUAAAGUUGCUCAAGCAGUGAUGCCCCAGUCAAAUCUGCCAUACGCUUGCAGCCUGUGAGUUCUCUUGUCCUUUUCUUCCCACUGGUUAAGCAAGAUUGGUUUGGGAUAAAGUCCUGUGUCUGUAGCAUGAUAUUAUUGAUGUAGCGCAAUAGUUGGGCUUUAUGGGGUGACGUACUCCUCAUGCAGCGUCAGUUUAAAUUCAUGAAAGGUAGUAUUUUGCCCCUUGUGUACAGUCACUAAAAUGUUACAUUCUUAAUAGGGAUGUACUGAAGAGCUUUCUGGCCUGUGUUUGCUCAGAGCAAUUAUGUUGACACCAACAGAAGUACUUAUCUGCACGAAUAUUGUGUUUUUCUUCAUAAUAAAACUAAUUUUGUUGAGAUCGGUUACUGUUUCUAAAAUGGCAGGCAAAGGGUGAAGAAAGGCAAAGAAUCUCAUGACUUCUGCUGGUCUUCUCUUUUCUGAUAAAUCUUUGGCUGUUGACUUAGCUAGAAUAUUGACUCUGUGAUAGACCUUCAUUAUCUGCUUAGAAACCAUCUUAACAAGAAAGCACGCUAUCAACUUCAGUGUAUGGACAGGUCUCAAUAAAAUUUAAGUUGGCUGUAGGCAAGCAUGGUUACAGACCUUGUUAUCUCCUCAGAUGAGUAAGGCAAAUCUUGUAGAGAACUGUGCAGUGCAAAACUGAAACCAACUUUGAUUGCCUGUCUCGCAGAUUGCCAGUUUUGUGUGUGAGAUCAGUGAGAUGCUCUCAUUGGUUUGUGUUGCAAAAUGGCAAAGUAAAGGUCUAGUUUGGAGCUCCUCAUGAAAAAUACGUCAUCUGUCAAAGGUGAUGUACCUGUCAAAGAAGACCUGGAACAUUAUACAAUAGCGAUUCUCCUUUUGUUGAGAUAGGUACGACAUUUUGAAGAUGAAGAUGACAUCUGAACAUCUCCUGACAGUGUCUGAUGUUUCUAAAACCUCACUUCUUUCCCUGAGACGCAAAUUCUAAUACUGCUUUUACCAGCCUUUGUUCUUUGGAAGUUCAUUAUACUGCUUGAAUAGACAUCAUCCAUUUCUUCUACUUCAGCUGUUAAUUCCCUAGUUAUGCCUGAAGGGAACAUUUAAAAAGAAAAUUUCUCUAUAACUGGCUGAUCUGCAGGAAUCAAAUCUUUUUCAGGCUGGGUGGGUUUUUAUUUUGCUUGCAGACUGAAGAAUAUUUUCUGUGGGAAUGAAAUCUAGGCAGCUCAGCUUCACUAGUAUUAACUCUGACAGCUAACAAACAACCCUAUGCUCUAACCGUGACUUGAGUUCAGCAGUUGGUCGUUAAUAAAUGAGCCAGGAGUGCUGUGUGCUACCAUCUUAAUGAGACAGUAUAUUACCCGAUGUUCUUUAACUGUUAAUAAAGUACUCCUUAAUCUGUUUUUCUCUUGUGAAUAAUAGCCGUUUUUUAAAAUGUCCUCAGAUGAAUACUAAUUUAUGUUGAAACUUAAACUGCAAGUGCUUGUCUUUAUUUGAUAGACUGAUGUGAGGACAGCUGCAAUUUGGACAUUUCCCAUGGGAAACCCACAGUCAUCUGCCAGGCACUUAGAUUUCAAUGCAGCCAAAAUGUCAUUAAAAUUCCUCAGUUCGAUUCCCCUUUUCUGGCAUUUUCAAGGAUGGCUCUUGGCUUCUGUGUGAUACCAAAUGCUGUCAGACCACAGUGAAAUGAGUCUUGCUGCCUCCAGAAACAAAUGUGAAUCAUCUUGGGGUGUCAAGUGGCUGAAUGGAUCAAGCUUGAAAUGUUUGGUCUGGUCUGUUCUAGGAGGAUGUGCCUUUUAAAACAUUAAAAACAAUUGAAUGUAAUUUGAAGGUAAGUUUGUAUGUGAGCAGGUAAGAAUUGUUAUUGUAAUUAUUACUGUAAAUGUUUCUCAACUGGCUUUGAGCAGAGAAUGUUCCCACGGGAGUUACCCUAAGGCUGUUAAUUUUGACAACGUCCCAGUGAAAGUAUUGGCCCAGGAUUCCUGCCCUGCUCUGGCUGCCUGCAGACUCCCUGAAGGCACCUAGAUCUGCCCUUCUUAUUACAGUCUCCUCUCAGACAUAUGCUGAAACAUUAGGCAGCCUAUUUGGAGUUGACUCUUCUCCAAAUAAAGGAUCCUAUUAAUGUAGUGUCUUGGAGUGUCCAUAGAAAGUAAUGGUCAUGCUGAGUGGUGGGUGCAGGACUCUGACAGGGCUGCCCAUGACUGACAGCUGCUGGUGAACAAGAGAGCUGCCCGGAGAUCUCCCCAGACUGCAGGCAAGGUUUGACAGAGAAUGCACAAACUGGCAGAUGACAAGCAGAACAACUGACGGGAUAGGCCAGGUGGCUUUUUGAUCCCAUAUUUUAUCAUGCUGAUCGCUGAGGGGAUGCCGCUGCUCUACUUGGAGUUGGCCGUGGGGCAGCGCAUGCGCCGGGGCAGCAUCGGUGCCUGGAAAAUAAUAAGCCCCUACCUCUGUGGUGUUGGUGUUGCCAGCGUUGUCGUCUCCUUCUUCCUCUCUAUGUACUACAAUGUGAUAAACGCCUGGGCCUUCUGGUACCUCUUCCACUCUUUCCAGGACCCCCUGCCAUGGGCCACUUGCCCCCUGAACAGCAAUCGCACUGGCUACGAGGAAGAGUGUGAGAAGACGUCGUCCACCCAGUACUUCUGGUACCGGCAGACCCUGAACAUCUCUCCAUCGCUGGAGGCCAGCGGGAGCAUGCAGUGGGAGCAGGCGCUCUGCCUGACGCUGGCCUGGCUGGUGGUCUACCUCUGCAUUCUCCGUGGCACCGAGUCCACCGGCAAGGUCGUCUACGUAACAGCCUCUUUGCCGUACUGUGUUCUCAUCAUAUACCUCAUCAGAGGAUUAACGCUUCACGGAGCUGUGAACGGGCUCAUCUACAUGUUCACACCAAAGCUGGAGCAACUGUCGAACCCCAAGGCGUGGAUCAGUGCUGCCACGCAGAUCUUCUUCUCACUGGGCCUGGGUUUUGGCAGCCUCAUUGCGUUUGCCAGCUACAACGAGCCCAGCAACAACUGCGAGAGGCACGCCGUCAUCGUCUCACUGAUCAACAGUACCACGUCCAUAUUUGCCAGCAUUGUGACUUUCUCCAUCUAUGGCUUCAAGGCGACGUUUAACUACGAGAGCUGUAUAAACAAGGUGAUUCUGCUGCUGCUGAACGCUUUUGACCUGGAGGAAGGCUCUUUAACAGCAGACAACCUCAGCGAGAUGAAGGACUACCUCAUGGCCACCCACCCCCAGGAAUAUGCCCAGCUAUUGCCACAGCUUAAAAACUGCAGCUUGGAAGCUGAACUAGAUACGGCCGUCCAGGGGACAGGACUGGCAUUUAUAGUCUACUCUGAAGCGAUCAAAAACAUGGAGGUGCCCCAGCUGUACUCCGUGCUCUACUUCUUCAUGCUGCUGAUGCUGGGCAUCGGCAGCAUGCUGGGCAACACCGCCGCUAUCCUCACGCCGCUGACGGACAGCAAGGUCAUUGCCACCCAUUUCCCCAAGGAGGUGAUCUCGGGUGUUGUGUGUUUCAUUAACUGUGUGAUUGGCCUGAUCUUCACCAUGGAGGCUGGAAAUUACUGGUUUGACAUAUUCAACGACUAUGCAGCCACCCUCUCGCUGCUGCUCAUUGUGCUGGUAGAAACCAUUGCUGUGUGUUACAUCUACGGGAUAAGAAGAUUUGAGAAAGAUCUUCACACCAUGAUUGGACGCAAGCCAAACUGGUACUGGAAAAUUAUGUGGGCUUUUGCUAGUCCUUUGCUAAUUAUAAGCCUACUCAUAUUUUACCUCACCGACUAUAUCCUCACAGGAACACUGCAAUACCAAGCGUGGGAUGCCACACAGGGGCAACUGGUGACGAAGGAUUACCCAGGCUACGCCCUGGCGGUGAUUGGGCUGCUGGUGGCGGCAUCCACCAUGUGCAUACCCCUGGGGGCACUAGGAACUUUUAUAAGGAAGAGACUGAAGAGGGAAAGGGUUUCAACCGUUGCAUGAAUGCCAACAGGAUUUGGGAAGACCUUACCCCCAUCGUCUGUGACUGGGCACUUCUGGAAGACAGCAGCAACCAUUAUUUGUAGCGGCUAUGUAUAGAGUUGAGAAUCGCGGGUGCUACAUUGACCAAAAAGUGCUCUUAGGAGGGUCCACAAUGGUUUGGAAAAAAAAAGCUUUUCUGUAACAAGAUGAAGCUUUACAAUGGCCUCUGUAAGAGAGGGGAAAAACAGAACAGCAGCUCACAAAAUGAUAGCUAGCACAAAUUAACCAGCAUAUCAACCCAUUACGCAAUGUUAGGUAAUUCUUUUCCACUCUGUUGUAGCGCUGCCCAUGCGGAAAUACACGAGCACCCAACUAAGCAUGUUCCUGCACCAAAGUACUGGCAAAUACCCUUUCCAUUCAAGAAAGCCAUGCUUAAACAUGCACGUUAUUUGAAAUGACAUCUGUAUUUCAUCAACAGAUGAAACUGUUCAAGUCUUGCAGUGUGAAUGUGAUAAUCCCUUUCCUACAAGGGAAAAGUCAGUAGGACGGUAUUUGAGAUGAGAUGAAUGCGGCCAACACUGCUUCUUUUAUACUUGUGUCCAGCAAAGCAGUUUAUAUGUAUAUAUCUAUAUAUACAGCCACACACACACAUAUGAGCUGCAGAAGUUCUCUUACCUCCAGAAGAAGUAAGCUUCCACUUCCAAUACGCAACUGGGCACUGUGCUGUACUUUGUAUUUUCUAGGGAUGCACUGUAAAUACACUAGAAGAAAUCUGUGAUAAAGCUGCUUUACAAGCCCCACCCAAACAGAAGUAUGCCAUAUAAUUAGCUUUGACAAAGUUCAUAUCCAGGUAUACUUUAAUCAUCAGAUGUAACAAUGCAGCAGUUCCACAGAACUGGUUAAUUUCCCUAAGUAAACUUUUUAUAAAGACAGCAAUACCUUUAACUUUAAGCUUCAUGUAAUAGAAAACAGUAAAAUUGUAUCUAUGAACUUUAAAGAGGACACUGAAGAACAACAGUAGAGACACACUCAUGGAAUGCGGAUUCUUAAUACAGUGACUUAACUAUG